Molecule: messenger RNA, 2565 nt
Organism: Morone saxatilis (striped sea-bass)
Lineage: Eukaryota; Metazoa; Chordata; Actinopteri; Moronidae
Product: dysbindin-like
Exons: 4
Coding region: 394-1026 (210 amino acids)
Biological process (GO): negative regulation of protein kinase activity
Cellular component (GO): cytoplasm
Source: RefSeq, a predicted model, not a curated record
GAGAGAGCAAGAGAAUGAGUGUGUGUGUGUGUGUGCGCGUGCUGUGUGAGAGACACAGAGAGGCAGCUGAGAUGAGAGUGUGAAGCAGUGAGAGGGAAAACCUUGAAAGAACAGCAAAGGCGAUCAGAAAGGGGGGAGGGAGACGGCGUACACAGCAAAAAGGCAGAGCAGAGUAGAAGAAAGAGAAGAGAAGAAGGGAGGGAUAUAAAGUGUAAUGUGAAUGUACUAUCUUUGAUAGUCCUGGUGCCAAAGUCAAGAGAUGCAAUGACUAGAUGACCAACCACUACACACACCAGCAUCCUGUCCUGGAGCCUUGACAGGAGGGGACAAGAAAAAUCCACACACACUCAAAGGCAAAACACUCUCUUCAAGCAGUCCCACAUCCUCUGGAUCAUGUCGUCUACUGGGUCAGCCAACCAUAACAAGCGUCUUGCAUCGGAGACAGACAACUCACAGAGGGUAUUGGACAAUGACUCAGCCCAGCACCUGAAGCUGAGGGACAGACAGCGCUUUUUUGAAGAGGUCUACCAGCAUGACGUGGACAACUACCUGCCCUCUGCUCACCUGCAGAUCGACUGCAGGAAACCCCCAAUGGGAAGCAUCUCUUCUAUGGAGGUGAACGUGGACGUCCUUGAGCAGAUGGACCUGAUGGACAUCUCUGACCAGGAGGCUCUCGACGUGUUCCUCAACUCAGGCUCAGGAGCAGACGAGGGAGCGCUGGCAUCUCCACUACCAGAGGUUGAGGACGAAGAUGAAUAUGAGGAGGAUGAAGAUGCAGAGGUCGUCUACAGGGAGCGCGCACCUUUGAAACGGCAAAAUGAAGUUCAGCGUGGGUCUCGCAUGUCCUCUACGUCAUCUGGUUCCAGUGACACUAGUGGGGGCGGAGUCGACACACCUGUGAUCCAGUCUGACGAUGAAGAAGUCCAUGCUGACACUCUACUGCUGACCUCUGUUCCCCAUACCAGGGAUGAAGAAACAGAGGAGGAAGACGAGGACGAAAGAUGCCUUGCAACUAAGUCUUCAUAAAGACUGAAUUUUACUCUUUGUAAAGAUUUGUAGAGAGCGUAAAAAGAGCCAGAGACCUCUCUCUCUCUGUCUCUCUUUGCAUUCUUUUCUUUUGGGGAAAACCCUAGCAUGGUUGACCUGGCUGUGAUUUGCUGUGUCUUUUGAAUGUUUUCCUGAGUACACUGGAUUUUUCUUUACAACUAAAAAUCUUAUCUAUUUUUCCUAUUAACUGUUAAAUAUUCUAUUUUGUUGUUUGGUUAAUCUCUUGGCAAUGGAAAUAUUCCAGAUUCCAAAUGUUAUGAGUCAUCCCAGUCCUGUGCACUAACAUGUUGAUAUUGAGAUGAAACGAUUGUCAGUUCAAGAUUUAUUCCUCUUAUUGCGAGCGGGAAACCACUAUGCCCCCUUUGUGUCAGAAAAAUACAGGUGCGAAACAGUCAUGUGAAACAGGAAGGCUGCUUUACAGACCUGCCACAAUCAAUCACAGUCCUGACACAGACACAAACAACUAACCUAACCUAACCUGCAUGUCUUUGGAUUGUGGGAGGAAGCUGAAAAAAACCCAAACAAGUAUGCAAAUAUGCAAACUGCAAAAGGUCGGGGAGGAUGGAGGAAUCAAAUACCAACACACAGAAAAAUGUCUCAGAGCAAGUAACACAACACAUAGCGUAGGUAUUUAAUGACCUGAGAAUGUGACUCAACAAUCACUGUACUAUCUUUCUUCAGAUUGACUGACUUUUAAUAAAAAGUAAUUAAUUAAAGCCUUUUAAGCAUUUACAUCACAGUAGGUCAUAGGGGUUACCAGAGGUCUUUAUAAAUUAAGCACCUGCUCUUUGGCAAAGCUCACAUCCAACUGUGGUGAGCUAUUAUUUAGUCUGUUUAAAGGCUUUGAGGUGUGGAAAUUAAGACUUCAUACUGACAGCUCUUGAGAGCAUGUUUUGAAGGGCAAUCUGACUGGAUUUAGUUCAAAGGCUCAAGGAAUAAAGUGCAGACAUCAUGCAUCUUCUCUUUGUGUUUUCAGAGGAUUACUAUGAGGUAGAAAUUAGGCACUUUGAGCAAAACCCAACAAAAGGUUUCACUUGUUUGACAAUGUUAUCAUGAAUCUAUUGCCAUGUGCAUGUGCAAACUAUUAACAGUAUCAUGAAUGGAUUUGUGUUUGUAAAUGCAUGACAUUUUGUUCUUGUUAGUAACUACCUUAUAUGAUUUCAGUUAUGUAAUUGAAAAGUGAUUCAUUACUGAACUAUGCAGGUGACACCUGUACUUAAUACCAAGUUACUCCUCUCUUCCAUGUGGGAUGUAAUUUGAGAGUUGAAUAUUUAUGCAUGUGGAGAGAGAGAGUGAUUCAUUUGAGAAAUAUUUGUUUGUUUAUGCACUGUUUGAAAGAUGUGUAACUGUAAGGGGGUGUGUGACUGUACUGUCUGCCCGUGAGGGUGUGGAUGGCAAACAUUACAAUACAACAGGUAUGGUUGUAUAAUUAUAAUACUAUAUGUGGUUAAGCCCACGUCUACAUUCAAAACAAGUGAUGUGUAUUUUUUUCCUAUUUGAAUAUCUUGCUAGGAACUA